CAUGAUUUUUUCACGGAGCAGCCACAGAAGAAUGUGGCUGUUUUCCUGCUAAGGACAGUUUGUCAUGACUGGCCAGACCAUCUUGCUGUCAGAAUCCUUCAACUUCUUCGCCAAGCAGCUUGCCCUUCUACAAAGCUAGUUAUUGGGGAUUACAUCAUUCCUUACUCAUGCAGCAAUGUUUGGGGAAACAUUGAUCUCCCGGGUUCUGAAUACACAAUUCCUCCUGAGCCGUUGCUGGCAAAUAUGGGUAAGGCAUCUGCAAACAUGUAUUGGAUAGAUUUGAGUAUGCAGGUUUUGCUCAAUGGCCAGGAACGCACCCUCCCACAUCACAUACGGAUCUUGCAUGAAGCUGGGUGGAAUCCAAUUCUUCUCAAAACUUGCAGGAACUCUCAUUUUGGAUAUAUCAUUGCUGAAUGUUUGUAA
Messenger RNA from Lentinula edodes (shiitake mushroom), 423 nucleotides. RefSeq lists its product as uncharacterized. The transcript is spliced from 2 exons. The record is from RefSeq and is a predicted model, not a curated record. The annotation marks the transcript as partial. Lineage: Eukaryota; Fungi; Basidiomycota; Agaricomycetes; Agaricales; Omphalotaceae. Gene Ontology annotation, molecular function: methyltransferase activity.